Molecule: messenger RNA, 2284 nt
Organism: Epinephelus fuscoguttatus (brown-marbled grouper)
Lineage: Eukaryota; Metazoa; Chordata; Actinopteri; Perciformes; Serranidae
Product: zinc finger protein 629-like
Exons: 2
Coding region: 71-1201 (376 amino acids)
Biological process (GO): regulation of transcription by RNA polymerase II
Molecular function (GO): RNA polymerase II cis-regulatory region sequence-specific DNA binding; DNA-binding transcription factor activity
Source: RefSeq, a predicted model, not a curated record
UUGGACAAGAUGGCGUCCAGCAGAACCAAGUGUUAGCAGAGUGUCUUUGUUGUGUUUUUAAAGUGUGAACAUGUCUAAAGUCCAAAUGCUGAGAUCGUUGGUGAAGCAGCGACUAACUGCGGCUGCUGAAGAGAUAUUUGGGCUGUUUGAAAGAACGAUAGCAGAGUACGAGGAGGAACUUUGUCGAUCAAAAGAGGAGAACGAGCGACAACGGAAACUACUGGACGCUGUUUUCAACCCUCAGCUUCAGUUAAACGAAGGAGACGUCCAGCAGCUGUUGGUGGUGAAAGAAAAGGUUCCCCCUGAGCAGCAGGAGUGGAGCUCCAGUGUGGACCAGGAGGACCCAGAGCCUCCACACACUAAAGAGGACCAGGAGGACCCAGAGCCUCCACACAUUAAAGAGGAACAGGAGGAACUCUGGAUCAGUCAGGAGGGAGAGCAGCUUCAAGGGCUGGAGGAGGAUGAUAUCACCAAGUUCCCUUUCACUCCUGUCCCUGUGAAGAGUGAAGAUGAUGAAGAGAAACCUCAGUCCUCACAGCUUCAUCAAGGGCACACUGAACAGAUGGAAAUAGAAGUUGAAGUAGAGGACUGGGGAGGACCAGAACCAGAUACACAUCUACAACUUGAGUCUGAUGACAAGACUGGAAAGUCUUCUGAACCUGAGACUGAUGACAGUGAUGAUUGGACAGAGACCAGAGAACCUCAGUCAGGUUUAAACUCUCUUAAAAAUGAUCAGGUCCCUGUCAAUGAAUUGAAUGGUGGUAAAAAACCAUUUCGCUGCUCUGAGUGUGGGAAAUAUUUCAGCUUGUGGCAGCAUCUGAGGAAACACAUAAGAACUCACUCAGAAGAAAAACGUUUCAGCUGCUCAGUUUGUAAGAAAUCUUUUACAAGGAGUGGAAAUUUACACAAACACAUGAGAACUCAUACAGGAGAGAAACCCUACAGCUGCUCCGUUUGUAAGAAAUCUUUUACAGAGAGUGGAAAUUUAUACAAACACAUGAGAACUCAUUCAGGAGAGAAACCUCACAGCUGCUCAGUUUGUAAGAAAUCUUUUACAUCACGUGGACAUUUACAGACACACAUGAUGGUCCACACAGGAGAGAAACCCUUCAGCUGCUCAGUUUGUAACCAAAGAUUCAUUUGGCUUCACCAGCUCAGAAACCAUCAGUGUGUUAGUCGUCAGUCCCCACAGCCUCAUUAAACUCUGCCUGAGGAGAGCACAGAGGCAGAGCCUCCAGCCAGCAGCUGGAGAGUGAAGAUGAUGAAGAGACACCUCAGUCCUCACAGCUUCAUCAAAGACACACUGAACAGAUGGAAACAGCAGUUGAAGUAGAGGACUGGGGAGGACCAGAACCAGCCAGGAACUCAGAUCCAGACACACAUUCUGAUGAACAGACUGGAGGGUCUCUGUGAAUCUGAGACUGAACACUGAUGAUGAUUGAGGUUCCCUGGCCUCCUUUCAGUCAGGAUGAACUCUGAAAAAUUACUAAGUCCUUGUCAGUGGUUUGAGAUGUAGUGCUGGUGAGAAACCAGUUUGUGAAAAGAUUUGGUCAGUGCAGGAAUCUGAGGACAUGAGGAAACUCAUGCAGGAGAGAAACCAUAUAGUUGCUCUGAGUGUGGGGAAAAUAUGAGCGUAAUGCAACAUUCACACUCAGCUCAUAUGAAUUCCUUUACACAGAGCAGACAUUCAUUCUCUCUCUCUCUCUCUCUCUCUCUCUCUCACACACACACACACACACACACACACCAUUUCAGCUACUCAGUCCGUAAGGAAUCAUUUACAGAGACUGAACAUUUACACUCAAUGAUUCACACAGGAGAGACACUAUUUAAUUGCUCUGUGGGAAAACGUAGGGUACAUUUUUGCUACCCUGUCUGAAAUCUUAAACCCCUGCAAGCCAGCACUCUCAUGACACUGUUUAGGGUUCCAGAGGACUCCACCACUCUGACCGCCUGACAAGCCGAUACAGUGGCGUAUAUGGCUCCAUCAGGUUGUUGCAGCAUUUUGCUAGAAUGGAAGUCCACUAAUCCCCAUCGGCCUCUGUCUGGGUUAAAGACCUGUUAUAUUUUAUCUCAAACUUGAGAAGAGUGCAGUUAGGUACAGAGUAGGCUCCAUGCUUACUCCAGUAGCUUGAUGGACCAUCACAAAGGGGCGGGGCUUAGCAAAAGGUAAAUUGUACAAUAUUACUAUUCACUCUCGUGCACUUUUAAAAGACCUAUUCCUCUUUUCUCUUCCCUUUCUUUUAUGUACUUGUUCCCCAUUAUUCUACUGUGCUUUAUUUUC